Dentiscutata heterogama is the source of this 208-nucleotide messenger RNA. Lineage: Eukaryota; Fungi; Glomeromycota; Glomeromycetes; Diversisporales; Gigasporaceae. The record is from the annotation of a GenBank genome assembly.
AUGAUUUCUUCCGCAACAGCUGAGCCUGUCGAGAUCAACAAAGCACCAAGUAAUAACGUUCCUGAUACACAUAGUAGAAUUAGCAAUAUAAACCGACUUGCUUCCCCUCCACAGGGACAAAAUAUUCAAUUAUCAAAAUCUCAACCUAGCAUUCAAAAUAAGCUUGGUUCUUCACCUAAUACUAAGCUUCAUUUGAACGCCUCUGGUG